Eimeria necatrix is the source of this 366-nucleotide messenger RNA. RefSeq lists its product as hypothetical. The coding region runs from base 1 to 366 and encodes 121 amino acids. The transcript has a single exon. Lineage: Eukaryota; Apicomplexa; Conoidasida; Eucoccidiorida; Eimeriidae. The record is from RefSeq and is a predicted model, not a curated record.
AUGGCCGCGGGGGGGCCCCCGGGUGCUUCUUUGUUCAGCACCGGCGAAGCGCUGGUGGCGGGGAUCACCGGCCUGACGGACAGCCUCAACCGCAUGCAGCAGCUUUGCUUCUCGCGCUGCUGCUGCCGCGUGGGGCCCCAGGGAGAAGUGCUGCUGCGGGGGCCCCUCGAGCCCCACUUGGAGGUCUGGGAGAAGGCCUGUGUGGACCGCUGCAUAAGCAAGCACAUGCAGACUCACCAGCUGGUGGGUGCGGAGUUGGCAGCUGCGCAUUCUGCAGCAGCAGCAGCAGCAGCAGCAGCAGCAGCGCCAGCAGCAGCAGCAGGGGCCGCUGCGGCCCACCAGCCCUUCUCCUUCGCCUUAAUGUGA